CGUGAGACUGAAAUCAUUCCUCCCUCUCACUGGACUCGUUUUCAUGCUGUUUAGAAAGGAAACAUGUCUGGAAGAAAAGGCAAUAACUUUCAGCUUGUUGCCCCUGAAAAAGUUGAAAGAGUUAAGAUUAACCCGGGAUCUGCUCUUAUUGUGUCGUGCCACUUGUCUCCUGCAAUCAGUGCUGCUGACAUGGAGAUUAACUGGUAUAACAAGACAGCAUGUGUUUGCACAUAUAAGAAACGAAAAAUAACACAGGGAGUUGGCUAUGAGGGAAGAGCCAAUCUGUUCAUCCAUGACCUGGUGAGAGGCAACGUGUCCUUACGAGUGGCAAACUUUACAGAGUCUGAUCUGGGAGUUUACAUGUGCCAGGUCACCAGUCAAAAUAAAACACAGCAGAUAACAGUCAAUGUAGCAGAAGAAGUAGCUGCCAUUUCUAAUGACCAGCUCUUAUUCACAGUGGAUUACACACUGAAAAAAACAAGUGAUGGCCAAUCUGGAGAUUCACAAAAUAAUAUCCUUAAGGGAGAGGCAAGCUACAACUUAUCAGUCCAGUCUACAUUUCACAGUGCUUCAGGGAGAGAACAGCACAAGGAUAACAGGAUGGAAACUGGAAGUAAAAGUACCUUUCAGCUGGUUGUUCCCAGCACAGCAGAAGCUGAGGUUUCUUUGGGAUCUGAUUUGGUUAUUCCUUGUCAACUGUCUCCUGAAAUCAGUGCUGUGGACAUGGAGAUCAGCUGGUCUAAAGAUGCAGACUGUGUUUGCUUGUAUAAAGACAGGAAGAUCACAGAAGGGGUUUGGUUCAAGGACAGAGUGAGUCUGUUCUUCACUCACAAACUUAAAAAAGGAGACGUGUCCUUGAGACUGAAAAACUUCAGACAGUCAGAUAUUGGAAAUUACCACUGCCAGGUCAUCAAUGCAGACAGAAAAGAAGAGAUAACAAUAAGAGUGAGAGUGAAUCCUGGCAUCCAACCAGUGAAUCUGUCUCCAGUUCAUCAAUAUGUCCCAUCAACGCUACAUGAGGUCAAAAAUACAAGAGAAGCAAACGACAGAUUAUCAAGGCAUCCUUCACAUCAUAAUGAUUCAGAUAAGAAACAGUAUGAUAAUUGGAGUGAAAGCGUCUCAAGCAAUGAUUUUGAACUUGUUAUUCCCCAGACAACUAAAGAAGCAAAGGUUUCUCUGGGCUCUGAAUUGACUAUUCCUUGUUACUCGUCUCCUGAAAUCUGUGCCACUGCCAUGCAGAUCAGAUGGUUUAAGGAGACUGACUGUGUUUGUGUCUACAAGAACACACAAAUUAUUAAUGGCAGAGGUUAUAAAGACAGAGUUAGUCUCGACACUCGUGAGCUGGAGAGAGGAAAUGUGUCUGUACAUGUGAAAAACUUCAGUAUUUCAGAUGUUGGAGAUUAUCACUGUCAGGUCAGCAGUGGCGGCAGAACACAACACAUUACUGUAGGAGUAAGGAUAAAAUCUGAAGUCCAGCCUGUGAGUCAAUCACCAACAACUGAAGGUCAAAGUGUUCAGCUAGUGCUGUUUCAAACUGACAAAAUAUGGACUCUGGAGGAAUCACUCAAAAUGGAUGAAUCUGUUUUAAUGGCAGAAAUGAGAGUGAACAAUGAGCAAGAGCUUUACCAAACGCUGAUCAGGGCUUACAGCGAAAGAGACCAACAACUGGAAAGAACUGAACAUGAGUUGAGAGAGACCAGAAUGGAUUUGGACAGAGUCUUAAAACUCAACCCUCAUGCUCAGUUUUUAGACAGAGACAGACAAAAUCCUUUUUAAAAGCCAGGAAAUUCUUUCAUUCAUUAAUUUUCUCAAGUCCCUUUAUUUAUCUGGGGUGGCCACAGUGGAAUGAACCACCAACUCAUCCAGCAUAUCGCACUUUGGGUCUGAGAAAAGCGCACUAUAAAUAAAUAUAUUAUUAUUAUAUGUUUUACGCAGCGGAUGCCCUUCUAGCUGCAACCCAUCACUGGGAAACAUCCAUACACACUCAUUCACACACACUACGGACAAUUUAUCCUAUUUACCCAAUUCAUCUGUACUGCAUGUAUUUGGACUUUUGAGGGAAACAAGAGCACCCGGAGGAAACCUAUGCGAAAAAGGGAAGAACAUGCAAACUCCACACAGAACUGACCCAGCCGAGGCUCGAACCAGCGACCUUCUUGCUGUGAGGCGCACAUGCUACCCACUGCGCCACCGUGCAGCCAAGCCAGGAAAUAUGCAGUCUAAUUCAUGACAUUUCUUAGAACUUAUUACAAUCAAUAUUUUUUCUUCUUUACAGUUGAAAUUACAAUAUAGCUAUAUUUUUAACUAGCCACAAUAAAGUACGGUGAUAAAUGUUAAUUCAUUUAGAAGUAUUCAUUAAUGAACUAUGGCUUAGGGUUUACUAUAAAUAUAGUAUAGAGCAGGGGUGCCCAAACUCGGUUUUAGACGGCCGGUGUCCUGCAAAGUUUAGUUCCAACUCCAAUCAGACACACCUGGGCUAGCUAAUCAAGCUAGGCUUUCUAGAAACAUCCAUGCAGGUGUGUUGAGGCAAGUUGGAGCUAAAAUCUGCAGGGCACCAGUCCUCCAGGACCGAAUUUGGGCACCCCUAUAGUAUAGAGCAUACAGUAGGUCUGAAAGUAGAUUUUUUGGGCCGCAGCUCUGCACAAUUUUGCUCCAACCCUAAUCAAACACAGCUGAUCCAAUUAAUCAAGGUGUUCAAGACUACUAGAGACUAUUAAGCAGGUGUGAGUUGGAGGUGGUUGGAGCUAAACUAUGCAGAGCUGUGGCCCUUCAGGAAUUGUUAGAGACCACUGGUAUAGAGUUUCUUUUCGCUUACUGAAUAUUGGAUUUGUUUUUCUAAUUGUGCUUGUCUUUCUUCA
Molecule: messenger RNA, 2858 nt
Organism: Danio aesculapii
Lineage: Eukaryota; Metazoa; Chordata; Actinopteri; Cypriniformes; Danionidae
Exons: 17
Coding region: 64-1776 (570 amino acids)
Source: RefSeq, a predicted model, not a curated record